Molecule: messenger RNA, 4065 nt
Organism: Mesorhabditis spiculigera
Lineage: Eukaryota; Metazoa; Nematoda; Chromadorea; Rhabditida; Rhabditidae
Source: the annotation of a GenBank genome assembly
AUGUCACCCACUGAGGCCCAAUUACCACCGUCGGGCCUCGUCGUGCCGAUCGUUUUGUGGGGCAAGCAGCCACCCCGGCAUCGAAUUACGGCAAUACGUAUACUCUCUGAUCGAACAACAGUAAUCACUGGAGCAGAUAAUGGCCAUAUUAUUAUUUGGAAACUACAAGUCGAUGCAAUUUGCCCCCAUCUCCUCUUUCUUGGCCAUUCUGCAUCUAUUACGGCGAUAUCACCAACGAGCUUACUAGCAAAUUCGGCCCGCUUAAUCUCGGUCAGUGCCGAUGGGCAGAUUUGCCUCUGGGAUUGGCUAGAUGGGCGUUGUAUCGAUCAUGUUAAUGGCGCCAGUGUACAUCGACAAAUGGAACCAUAUGCUUCAAAAGCCGCCAACAGCGCCUUUAAUACUAGAAUAAUCUGCGCGGGCGACUAUGCAGAUUUUAUUGUCCUCGAUCCGCAGGAUUUAACACCUGUAUUCACAAUAUCAUCUCGGGUUGAACCGGAUUGGAUUACUGCUUUCACGUUGGUGAAGCGAACUAACCGCGCCGAUCAGAUUCUCGGCUUCUCCAAAUCUGGGAUGGUGAAGAUAUGGACGAUUGAGGAUCUUGAUCAAAAGACAAUGGAAAGUCCGCUCUAUGAAGAAGAAUCGCGCCACGCCGAUAAAGAAGCCUUGACAGCAAUUUCAUUUUCUUCUCACAAUGAGAAGGUGGCGUUGUUGAUCUCGAAGAAACGGUGGCAAGUCAUCGACCUUGACGACCUACAAGCGCUGAUCACAUUUGAAACUCAAGUAGCAGCAGUUUCCGGAAGUUUUCUCGAAAUAGAUAAAGUCGCGGUGACUUAUGUUGACGGAAGUGUACGCAUCUACCAAUUACCGCUACAGGCAUUAAAUGGUGCUCAAGUGCUUGCUCAAUUCGGCCCGUCAAGACAGAACUAUUUUGGACGGAAUGCGCCCUUUGAAAUCGCAGUUCUGGAAGGGAAGAAGGCUACCGGGCCUCUUGCAAAGAUGCAACAAACAUUCGCCUUUGAAUUUGCGCUGCAACGCGAAGAUCAGGGCGGUGCGUGCCAGGUGAUCCGAGCCUCAGCUGAUGGUGCGCUUCUCACAUGGCUGAUCCCGAGGUUUGGCUCGGCUUUCAUUGAGCGUGUUUCUGAUGUACAACAAUUGCCAUUAAAAUAUAAAGGAACGUUCUCCGAAAGUCUGGCCGAGAUUUGGAGUGCGUUGAAUGAAUCACCAAAUCCUCCUUUCUCACAACAGGACCUUUGCGAUGUUACCGCAUCACUCUACGUCGGCUCUCAAGGGAAACUUUUACUCGGAAAAUCAAAUGGAGAAAUUGUGAUGUCAUAUGCGUGCGAGACAAUAUCGAAACAACUGCUCGAUAUUCCACCAGAACGUCAAAACCCAAGAAUUCUGCAUGGCCAUAGCGGAGCUGUAAGAGCCAUGUUAUAUCCACACGAGCAAAGCAAUCGCUUUGAUUCAACGAUGAUGCUGUCUGGUGGUGACGAUUUUUCAGUGAUUGUCUGGAAUAUUAAUACUGCGGUUCGACUCUACAAAUUUACUGUAAAUGGAGGAUCGGUGAAUCGAUUUAUCGUUCCACCACCUAAUUCCUCGAAACAAACCCUAAAAUGCAUCGCGGCUGUGUCAAGCGAUAAUACUGUCGCGUUGCUGAAUAUUCGCGAUAUGAAAUGUUCAUUACUGGCUAGUCGACACCCCUUUAAAAUCCUUGAUUUAAAAUGGCGACCGCUUGACGACUAUAUGUUAGUGCGUCUAGAAGAUUCCAGCGUUUAUGUGUGGCAAAUUGAGACUGCGAGUAUUGAAAGAGUGGUCCGUGGGCUGCAAGCUGAAGAUAUUUUAGCUGCUUGUGAUGAGCAAAUCGGUGUGGAGGAAGGUCGAGAUGAGGCCGGGGCCACUCAGGCUGUCCAACUGAUGCGAGCACUCAAACAUAGGAAUAUAGAUGCUAUGAAGCGCGUCGGUGGGGUCGGAAGUAGCCAACAAGCCACAGCCAGUGCCGAGAGCACGAUGGUGUCACCAAUGUCAUUCCAGUCAUUACCAAAUUCUGGAAGUGAAGCGAAUAUUGUUUUGUUUGAGGUAGCAGCUCUCAUAAACGGUCUUUCCUCACUGGAUGCUGUUGAAGACACCCCAGAUCCGAAGUCGAUUUCGCAGCUUAUGGGAAAACAACAAAACCAAGACCAACCGGAUGGGUCGAUGAUUGGGCUCUCGAGACGAUUAACUAUGCAAUUUGAAAGUACAUUGUAUUUGGAUAUUGCAAGAUUACUUCUCUCUUGCCUGCACGCCUGGGAAGUUGACGCUGAUCUGGAUGCGGUGUGCUUGAAGAAGCUUGGCCUGCAUCGCCCAAAUAAUCCACUAUUUUAUGGAAAUUUGUCUCGCCAUGGGCACAUGGCAGUAGUAUUACCAUCCCGAAAUAAGACAAGUUACUCCACAUUCGCGACUGAUGUACGGUGGCAGGCUAGCCAUUCCUUGACCACAAUUCACUUAUUGUCAGUAAUUGCUACCGCCAAUACCUUAAUGUCGAUGAAGAACUCGUCCGCGCAGCCAAACAGGAGGAGGAGCCAGGCUCUACCGUUGAAGCGCGUUCCCAGCAAGGAUAAUAUGAAUGGCGAGAAGCAGCAGAUGAAACAGGGCUGGUCCCUAUUGGCUGCAAUGCAUUGCGUUUUGCUACCAGACAACGUACGCCCAAAAUCCUCUUACGCAGCCCCCCGGAUCGAACUUUUAGCAAGACGGUGGCAAGACGGUUGCCUUGAAAUCCGGGAAGCCGCUCAAGCGCUCCUGAUUCGAGAGCUGAACCGGUUGGGAUCUAGCGGCCGGAAGAGGUUGAUCGAAAGCUGGGCCCCAUACCUCCCCACGCUUCUGGAUCCAUCGCUCUCUAUCUUUGGCACCCGGCAACCCUCCAAUAAUGUCCCAACAACGGUGCCAACAAUGACCUCUGCACCACCCCCAAUUCCACCCCGCUCCAAUCGACAGCCACUUCCGGUUGUUGCGGUACCCGAACCCAUCCGAAACAACGAAGGCGAUCACGGGGUGCAGCAAGUCCGACGCAACCAAGCGACAGCGAUCAUCCUUCUUGGUGUCGUUGGGUCUGAGUUUGGCGAGGAGUUGAAUAAGGUGGAGCUUACUCGUGCAACAGCCAUUUCCUUGUUGGAGUUGUUGGUCUCGCCGCCGACCGCCCUUCUUCCGAUGCAUUCCCCGUUGCGUAGGGCGUCGAUUGAUUUAUUGGGGAGAGGCUUCACCCAAUGGGAGCCACAUCUCGAGAUCAGUCGAGUUCUUAUUGGACUUCUUGACCUUGCUUCCGGGGCCGAGAAAAAUGCGAGCACUGCUCAAAAUCCCGUCCCUACCCCAUCAUUCUCCCCAAUGGCCGAUGCUGCCCGAACGGCUCGUCAUGCUCUUUCCCAAAUUGCCACUGCUAGACCCCCAGCCAUGCUGACAGCUCUCUCAAUGGAGGUUGCCCGUUACAACGUCGCCGCCCAGCAUCAAACGAUCCAGCACUCAGUGAUCUCGCCACUUCUAAAAACACGGGUCGAAGUGCUCCGCAUCAUCGAAGAUCUCUCCGAGAAGCAGUAUGGCGCUAUCGUUGAAAUGAUGCUCCCGGUCGGUGACGUGCUUGUACACUGCCUCGAUACCUCGCUCCUCAAGCAUAAAACGCUCGCUGAAGUCUUUCCACCCAUUACAAAGUUUUACAUGGUUAGCUACUGCCCAACAUCUCGUCGAAUCGCGUUUGGAGGGCGUAAUGGGGCGUGUGUCGUGCAUGAGUUGAGGCCAGGGAAGGCUCAGACCCUGCAAGCCCAUCAGGGUCCCGUAUCGGCUGUGUGCUUCUCGGAAGACGGGAAAUUCCUUGCCACCUAUGGAGCCCAAGAUGGAAAGCUAAAUUUCUGGCAGACGACGCAAAACUUCUUCGGCAUGGGCCAGUCCCAAAUGCGUUGUGGAAAAUCACUUGCCGCCCCAACUCUACCGACAGUUAUUAGUCCUGGAGGGCAAGCCUUCCGCCCUCGUCUCGUCUGGAUCAACAGCAAAUCGUUGACACUCAUGCUCCCCGAGGGCCGUGAGCAGCGCUUCACCAUU